GCGGACCGGGGGUGGCUACAGGUUGGCGGACCCUCCCCGUGCAGCGCGGGCGGGCGCUCUGAGCUCUGCUCUGCGGCCUGCAGAAGACCCUGGCCUUGUGCUCGCAUAAAAAGCGGCUCCACGGCGUUAGGCCUGAAUCACAGCCCGCCCUUUUUCCCCAUGCCCAGGACCGAGUUGAAAUUUUAUAUCUCAGCCAUAAACCCUUAACGGAUGAGAUUUGAGGCUGCGAAUUGCUGUCCCUAUCCAGAUCCUUCAGUCGUUCGUUUGUCCUGAAUUAGGAGUUGGUUGUCUGUCCCUGCGCCUCCUGAGUGGCCUGUUCUUUGCCUGACUGCUUACUAUAAUUUGUGUGUCCUCUCGUCACCCCCAUAAGCUGUUAGCUCCCUAGAGGCAGGGACACGGUUGACCAUUCUGGUCUCAGUUCCUGGUGGCGGUUUAUUCACGCCGUGAAUAUUAAUAUGGUGCCCACCAAGUACCCAGUCCUGGUCCCCACCAGCUGUGGACAAGACCCAUACCCAUCCCAAGGUGCCUGUACUUCGUUAGUGCCGACAGUGAACUGGUAAGUCAAUAAGGUAAUUUCAGAGAGGCGACGGCUGUGAAAGCAAUAAAUGUAGAGAAAUAGAGUGGUGGGGAAAAGCCUUUCUGGAAAAUUGAGGCGAGACCCCAGCUGAUGCAAAGGCCGUGAGCCACACAAGGGAAGGGCCGCUUCGAAGGAAGUCAAGAAUGAGGUUGGAGCAGCGCCGUGAGGACGGGUAGUGUGAAAUGGUGUUUGAGAGGCCCUGUGCGGUGUACCGGGUUUCUUAACCUCCACCCUAUUAACAUCCGGGGCCAGCCACUUCAGUGGUGUAUGUCAGGCGCACUGUAGACCGCUAAGCGUCAUCCCACUGGAUGCCGGUGACACCUCCCCUUCCCAGUUUGGACACCAGACAGCCACUGGCCAGCCGUGUGACUUGGGCGUGAUAACUCCUCUGUGGCUCAGCUUCCUCGUCUCUCAAGUCGCAAUCUCAAGAAUACGGUGACAUGUUGAAUUCAUGGACGCAUUGAGAAUCAUGCCUAAGCUUAUAGCAAGCAUCCAGUAAAAUGUUGGCACCGUCAUCACCACUGUUGUUGUGAAAGCAACCUGAACUCUGUCAUGGAAAAGUCAUUUUCACAGGUGGACGGUGUUUACGCUUCUUGACAAUUUGCAUCUGAAAGUUGACCUUUCCCGCGGCAGUGUUUCCAAAAGAAAUAGACACUCUCCAAGGUUGUCAGCAGUUUCUGUCACAGCAGAAUACCGUGGUUGUCAAUCUCCUGUGGAUUACCGUAAAAGCUAAGAGCGCUCUCCCUAAAAGAUAGCGCAGAGCCACAUAUGCGUGCCAGAUUUUGUAAGCCCUCUCUGUGCUUUCAGACCCUCAGGUGCAUGGGCUCUGUUUGCUCAUUCAACAGCGUGCUGAGCUAUUCAGGCCCUGUGCCACCCUCCAGAGGUGAACAAGACACAUAGACUUGCUCGUCUCUUGCGGCUCACCCUCUAGGACAACGGUUCUAGCAUUCGGCUUCCUAGUUAAUGAACUGAAACCCAGAGAGGCUGAGUGACUUGAGCCACUGAUCAGCCAUGUCUGGUCCCACUGAUGAGACUGCAGGAGAUCUGCCUGUGAAAGAUAUAGGUCUAAACCUCUUAAGAAUGGAAGGGUUACAAGAAGCUUCAACAACACGAACGAUGAAAUCUCGCCAGGCGGUGUCACGUGUCAGUCGUGAGGAACUGGAAGACAGAUUUUUGCGUUUGCAUGAUGAGAACAUUUUACUUAAACAGCAUGCCCGCAAGCAAGAGGAUAAAAUUAAAAGAAUGGCCACCAAGUUAAUACGGCUAGUUAAUGACAAGAAAAGAUAUGAACGGGUUGGUGGCGGCCCCAAGCGGCUCGGACGUGAUGUAGAAAUGGAAGAAAUGAUUGAACAGCUGCAAGAGAAAGUUCAUGAGCUUGAAAGACAAAAUGAAGUCCUCAAAAACAGACUCAUUUCAGCCAAACAGCAACUUCAAAUCCAGAGUUACAGGCAGACACCAUACAAUUAUAUACAAUCUCGUAUUAACACUGGGCGUAGAAAAGCAAAUGAAAAUGCAGCCUUGCAAGAAUGCCCCAGGAAAGGUAUAAGAGUCCAAGAUGCAGAUGUAACAGAAACCUUACAACCCAUGCUUACAAAAUAUGACAACAGUUUACUUGAAGAAGCCAGAGGAGAAAUAAGAAAUUUAGAAAAUGUUGUUCAGUCACAAAGAGGCCAGAUAGAAGAGUUGGAGCACUUGGCUGAGAUCCUAAAAAGCCAGUUGAGGAGAAAAGAAAAUGAAAUUGAGUUGUCUCUUCUUCAACUUCGAGAACAACAAGCUACAGAUCAAAGGUCAAAUAUUCGAGACAAUGUAGAAAUGAUUAAACUCCAUAAACAACUAGUGGAGAAAAGCAAUGCUCUUUCAGUAAUGGAAGGAAAAUUUAUUCAGCUUCAAGAGAAGCAAAGAACUCUCAGGAUCAGCCAUGAUGCCUUGAUGGCAAAUGGAGAUGAGCUAAAUAUGCAACUUAAAGAACAGCGUUUAAAAUGCUGCAGUCUGGAGAAGCAAUUACAUUCCAUGACGUUUUCUGAACGAAGAAUAGAAGAGCUGCAGGAUAGAAUUAAUGAUUUAGAAAAGGAACGGGAACUUUUAAAGGAAAACUAUGAUAAACUUUAUAACAGUGCCUUCAGUGCUGCCCAUGAAGAGCAAUGGAAGUUACAGGAACAGCAGCUGAAAGUGCAGAUUGCUCAGCUCGAGACUGCCUUAAAAUCCGACUUAACAGACAAAGCUGAAAUCCUUGACAGAUUAAAAACGGAAAGAGACCAAAAUGAAAAACUCAUGCAAGAGAACAGAGAACUACAGUUACAGUAUCUGGAACAAAAGCAAGAGCUUGAUGAACUUAAAAACCGCAUGAAGUUUUACAAUCAGGAGAGUGAUAUUAAUGCUGAUGAACUGAGUGAAGCUCUCCUACUUCUAAAGGCUCAAAAAGAACAAAAAAAUGGAGACCUUUCCUUCUUAGAGAAAGUAGAUAGUAAAAUUAAUCAAGAUGUAGAACGUUCCAUGAGAGAACUACAAGCAACUCAUGCAGAAACAGUGCAAGAACUCGAAAAGACAAGAAACAUGCUAAUUAUGCAACAUAAAAUUAAUAAAGAUUAUCAGAUGGAAGUUGAGACAGUGACCCAGAAGAUGGAAAAUUUGCAGCAAGAUCAUGAACUCAAAUUGGAACAAUAUGUUCAUCUUCUUGAUAUCAGGGCUUCGCGCAUCCAGAAACUAGAAGCCCAACUGAAGGAUAUUGCCUACGGGACUAAGCAAUACAAAUUUAAACCAGAAAUCAUGCCAGAUGACUCUGUUGAUGAAUUUGAUGAAACCAUCCACCUGGAACGAGGAGAAAAUCUAUUUGAAAUCCAUAUCAACAAAGUAACCUUUUCUUCUGAAGUUUUACAGGCAUCUGGAGAUAAAGAACCUGUCACUUUCUGUACCUAUGCUUUCUAUGAUUUUGAACUGCAAACAACUCCUAUAGUGCGAGGCCUUCACCCAGAAUAUGACUUCACUUCUCAAUAUCUUGUUCAUGUUAAUGACUUCUUUUUACAAUAUAUUCAGAAGAAUUCUGUCACUCUUGAAGUCCACCAAGCGUACAGCACAGAUUAUGAAACAAUUGCAGCAUGUCAGUUGAGAUUUCAUGAAAUCCUGGAAAAAAGUGGCAGGAUAUUUUGCACAGCAAGUUUGGUUGGAACUAAAGGAGACAUCCCAAAUUUUGGCACAGUAGAAUACUGGUUCCGAUUAAGAGUGCCCAUGGAUCAAGCAAUUCGACUUUAUCGAGAACGAGCAAAGGCUUUGGGAUAUAUAACAUCAAAUUUUAAAGGGCCGGAGAAAAUGCCGUCAUUAAGUCAGCAAGCACCCAAAACUGCUCAGCUCAGUUCUACAGAUUCCACAGAUGGCAACUUAAAUGAACUUCACAUUACAGUAAGAUGUUGCAGCCACCUGCAGUCCCGAGCAAGCCACCUGCAGCCACACCCAUAUGUUGUGUACAAGUUUUUUGAUUUUGCAGACCAUGAUACAGCCAUCAUUCCCAGUAGCAAUGAUCCACAGUUUGAUGAUCAUGUGUGUUUCCCAGUGCCAAUGAAUAUGGAUUUGGAUCGCUACCUUAAGGCAGAGUCUCUGAGUUUUUAUGUGUUUGAUGAUAGUGAUACCCAGGAAAAUAUUUACAUAGGAAAAGUCAAUGUGCCUCUGAUUUCAUUGGCACAUGACAGGUGUAUCUCAGGAAUAUUUGAGUUAACAGAUCAUCAAAAGCAUCCUGCGGGCACCAUCCAUGUUACAUUGAAAUGGAAAUUUGCUUACCUUCCACCAAGUGGUUCAAUAACAACUGAAGACCUAGGAAACUUCAUACACAAAGAAGAGCCAGAAGUUGUUCAGAGGCUACCUGCAACAUCCUCUGUUAGCACAGUACUCGAGGCACCAAGACCCAAACCACGACAGCGUUUAAUUCCUGUAGAAAAGAAGGUGUCUUUUGUGGAUAUCAUGCCACAUCAGAAUUCUGAUAGUUCUACUCCUGAAGAUAUGAAAAAAAUUUCACCCAGAGCAGAGCAGAUGCCGGACCUAGAAAUCAGUGUCCCCACUGUUUCACAUAUUCCAGAGGUUUCACACGAAAGCAGUGUAGCUAAGGCAAAAGAGAAUACUGAGAAAAUGCAGGAAGGAAAAGAAGAUGAUAUGUCUUUACUAUCUGAGGGUCAGCUUGCAGAACAAAGCUUGGCUUCUUCUGAAGAUGAAACAGAAAUAACAGAGGAAUUGGAACCAGAAGUUGAAGAAGACAAAUCAGCUUCUGACAGUGACGAUAGUAUCAUUCCAGUUCCUAUUUCUGAGAACAUCAAAGAGCCAUCAGAAAAAAUCCGCAUUGAGAUCAUAGCUCUAAGCCUUAAUGAUUCUCGAGUAACCAUGGAUGACACUAUCCAACGGCUGUUUGUUGAGUACCGAUUCUACAGUCUUCCUGCUGAAGAGACACCUGUGUCACUUCCUAAACCCAAGAGUGGACAGUGGGUCUACUAUAACUAUAGCAAUGUGAUCUAUGUGGAUAAAGAGAACAACCAAGAGAAGAGAGACAUCUUAAAAGCCAUACUACAGAAACAAGAGAUGCCUAAUAAAAGCGUUCGCUUCACUGUGGUCAGUGACCCUCCCGAGGAUGAGCAGGAUCUGGAAUGUGAGGACAUUGGUGUUGCUCACAUCGACCUCGCUGACAUGUUCCAGGAAGGGAGAGACAUCAUCGAGCAAAAUAUUGAUGUUUUCGACGCACGAGCAGAUGGUGAAGGUGUUGGCAAGCUUAGGGUAACAGUCGAAGCUCUCCAUGCCCUACGGUCUGUCUACAAGCAAUACAAAGAUGUCUUGGAGACUUGAAAGAAACUGCUCCAGAGGCACCUCCUACUCCUGAGUAAAUGCUCACAUGAAAGCUCCUAGAUGAGAUUUUUUUGUAAUUACUCUGGUGUAUAUAAUCUAUAAUUCAUGGGAAGCCAGGAGGGGGGAGCCCUGGGUUUGAAAUGUUCAAAUUUUGUAUACUUUUUCAUUUGUUUAUUUUUCUAUUCCCUCUUUCCCAUGACUGCCACCCCUCAGGGCUUAAGUUCUCUGCAAUGGGCAAUACCUUCUCAAUAAUUUAUACCUACAUGAUAACAUGAGAAAGUAUAUUUGCAUUUUCAACAUUUUCUUAUGAAGAACUGAAAUGCGAUUCCCAUUUUAUUUUUAAUAAGCAAAAGCAUAAAUUUAGAAAACCUAUGAAAAAGAAAUACUUUUAUGUUAUCCCUAAUCGUCCCACUAAAUGGAAUGCCUAUGAUUAGCCUCAUUAAGAGUUUUAUACUGUGAAGAUUUUAUUAGAAGCAAUAUAUGAAAAUUACUUGGAUUAAUGUGUUAAUCUUCCUCUUUAAAAUGCUAAUAUCCAUUUUAUGCAUAUUAAAGCUCAGUAUGCAUUUUC
Messenger RNA from Lepus europaeus (European hare), 5966 nucleotides. RefSeq names its product RPGRIP1 like (gene RPGRIP1L). The coding region runs from base 1589 to 5398 and encodes 1269 amino acids. Gene Ontology annotation, biological process: non-motile cilium assembly; retinal rod cell development. NCBI's taxonomy places the organism in Eukaryota, Metazoa, Chordata, Mammalia, Lagomorpha, Leporidae. The record is from RefSeq and is a predicted model, not a curated record. The transcript has 27 exons. Gene Ontology annotation, molecular function: thromboxane A2 receptor binding. Gene Ontology annotation, cellular component: photoreceptor connecting cilium.